Rotaria sp. Silwood1 is the source of this 7284-nucleotide messenger RNA. The record is from the annotation of a GenBank genome assembly. Lineage: Eukaryota; Metazoa; Rotifera; Eurotatoria; Philodinida; Philodinidae.
AUGUACUCCUCAGUUGUUAACAAAUCAACAGAACCUUGUCUUAUAUUACCAUCGUCUCUUGUUACAACAUCAUUAAUCUCAAAUAAUGAUAGAACACUUAUCAGUAAUAAUUCUACAUUAUCAUCACCACAAUCAUAUGGAAGAAGAGAAAAUAUAUUAACAUAUACAUCACAUUCAUCAUUAAAUAAUUCAAAUGAUUAUUAUACAAAAAAACGUAUUGAAGAAUUACAUGAACGUAUGGAUGAUAUUCAAAUAUCAAGUUUUUUAAAAUUUAUUAAUUAUCAUUUAUCAUUAAAAAGUGAUGAAAAAAAAAUUUUUAUAAAUAAUUUAUCAAAAGAUUUAUGUAAUGGACAUAUUUUAAUUGAUUUAAUUGAAAUAUUAUCAUCAACAAAAUUAAAACGUGAACAUGGUCAUACACGUUUUCAUGCAUUAACUAAUGUUCAAUAUGUUUUAGAUUAUUUAAAAGCACGUCUGCAACAUAUUGAUAUAUCACCAAAUGAUAUUGUAUCAGGAAAUCGUAAACAAAUAUUAGCAUUAUUAUGGAUUAUAAUGAGAACAUUUGAUUUUCCAGCAUUUCGUAUAACAAAUAAAAAUUGUUUUGUAGAAAAAACACUUUUAGGUUAUGGAGAAGAUCGUAGUAUUAUUAUAAAUUGGUUAAAUGAUAUUUUAAAUCAUAGUUUAAAUACAAAAGAAAUAUAUAUUAAAGAUUUUUAUAUUCAUACAUGGGAUAAUGGUUAUUAUUUAUCAAUAAUUAUUAAAUAUUUAAUACCAUUAAGUGAAAAUUAUUUAACAAAUCAAUGUUUUGAUUAUUUACAAGAAUUAAAUAAAUUAAAUUUAUAUGAUACACAACGUUUUCUAUUAUGUUUAAAUAUUUCAAAGUAUUGUUUUAAUACAGUAACAAUUAUUGAUUUGAAAGAUAAAACUGAAAAAUGUUUAUUUAAAUAUUUUACUGAAUUAAAACAAAAUAUUUUGAUUAUUUUCAAAACAAAUCAUAUUGGAAAAUUAAUUCAAAACAAUCCUUAUACUAAACAAGUACUUGAUACAGUCAUUCGAACAGGAACAGAACAUUCUUCACAUAUAAUUAAUAAUAAUGAAGAAUAUUUAAGUUGUAUUGAAGAUGAUCAUGAACAAAUAUCAACAGAAAAACAUAUAAAAUUACCUAUGGAUUCUAUAGGUCAUUUAACAACAUCAUCAUCAAAUAAUACUGAUGUAUCAUCAGAUUUACGAACAUUAGAAAGAUCAAGAUUAUUUUAUGAUGAACAACAAGAAGCAAAAUUACAACAAAAAAAUUCUUCGGAUAAAAUUGAGGAUUUAGAAAGUAACUUUUAUAAGGCAAAUGCUUAUAAUGAAAUGCCGAAAGAAGAACAGAUUCAAACGAUUAUCGAUCAAUCACAACAACUUAAUAGUUUAGGUGAAAAUUCACAACAAUUUGUAUCGUCAGUUAAACAAAGUGAACAAGAUACAAAUAAUUAUGUAGACGCAAAUCAAUCAAUAACUCCAAUUGAAGAUUCUAAACAAUUUCCAUCCACAAUUGAACAACCCUUAAUUGUUAAUAAUGAGACAAAAGAAACGAUCAUACCACAUAUUGAAAAUCAACUAAAUGCAAAAUCGGAACAAUCUAUAACUGAAAUACAAGAAUCAAAAUUGUUUUUUCCAUCAAAUGAAGAAGAGAAACAAUCUACAGAUGAUUAUGAACAGUCACAACAAAGUAUAAUAUUACAAAAAGAAAUUGAAGAAUCUACUGAAAACAAAGAUUCUACUAUUGCUACAAAUGAAACAUUAGAACAAUCUACUUUUACAAUCCCAGAAUCACCACAAUCUAUGGUAAUGAAUGAAAAUUUAGACCAAAUUAUAAUUGAAGAACCACAACAACAAUCUUUAACUUUAAACGAAGAAGAUAAACAAUCGAAUAAUGAAUAUGAAAAAUUAGAACAAAUUACAAUCGAAGAAUCAACAAACCAACCAAUAGUACCUACCGAUGAACCAAUAGAUCAACCAAUAAUACUCAUUGAAGAAGAUAAAAAACCAACAGUUGAUUAUGAACAAUCAGAACAAUUGACAAUGUCACAAAACGGAAUUGAACAGUCUAUUGAAAAUAAAAAUUCUAUUCAUACAGAUGAAACAUUAGAACAGCCUAUUUGUAUAAUCAAAGAAUCACCACAAUCUACAACAUUGAAUGAAAAUUUAGAGCAAAUUACAACGACAGAACCAAUAACAACAUCAAUUGAGGAACUACAACAACAAUGUAUAAGUUCAAACGAAGAAGAUAAACAAAUGAAAAAUGAAUAUGAGAAAUUAGAACAAACUUUAGCAUUAAUUAAAGAAAUUGAACAAUCAGUUAAUAAUGAAUCUUGUAUUACUGGUACUAACCAAUUAAGACUUAAAAUAGAAGAACAAGAAGAAUUUUUAAUAUCAAAUGAAAAUAUUAAACAGUCUAAUGUUGAAAUCGAACGAUCAGAACAAAUUGCUUUACCAAUUACUGAAAAUAUACCUUCCAUAAAUAUUAAUGAAAAAUCAGAACAACCUAUAAUUACAAUUGAAGGUCAAACAUAUUCACCAUUGAAUACAUCAAUUGAGGUAAAUUAUAUAUCCGCAAUUGAAUAUAAAAAAUUGGAAGAACCAAUUUCAAAUGAAGGUUCUAUUAUUACAAACCAUAAAUUAGAACAAGUUACAACUGAAGAACCAUUACAAUCAGUUAUAUCAAAUGAAGAAGCAUCAAUAAGAUUGGUUGAAAAUAAUCAUUCUAUUAUAACAGAUGAUCAAUUAGAACAAUCUACAACUAAUAAAUCAUUACAAAUGGUAUUAUCAAAUGAAGAAAAUACAAUAAAUAGUAUUAACAACGAACAUUCAGCUACAUCUAACGGAAAUUUAGAACAAUCUAUAAUUAAUAAUGAAGAAACAAAGCAAUGUACUAUUGAACCUGAAACAUCGAAAGACUCAUCAGUUCAAAUCGAAGAAUUCAUAGAAAUUAAACCUUCUACUAUGACAAAUAAUACAUCAGAACAAUCCGUAAAUAUCGAACCAACACAAUGCUCAUCAUCAGACAAAGAUCUUCAACAAACAGCAUCAACAAAUCUUAAUAAUUAUUCCAUUACAGUUGAUGAAAACUUAGAACAACAUACAACUCAACAAUCAUUACAAGACGAUGAAAUAUUAAAUGAAAAAACAUUUAUUGAAAAUAAUUCAUCGAUCAUAACAAAUAAAAAAUUAGAAAAACCUACAGUUGUAGAAUUACCACAACCUAUUACAAUAAAUGAAGAUAUUAAUAAAUCAACAAAUGAAAAUCAAGAGUUCAUUACCAAUACUGAAGAUUUAACACAAACAGUAUUAUCAUGUCAAGAAAUUCAACAUAGUGCUACUUCCAAUGAACAAUUAAUACAAUCAAAAAUCAGGAUUAAUCAAUCAGAACAAUGUACAUUUCCAGCUAAAAAACCAAUAUUAACAACAGCAACAACAUUGAAAGGCGCAAGUUAUUCUGAUGUUGUGAGUAGACAAUUACCAAAACCAACAAAUGAAUCCGUAAAAACUACAGAUUUAUUUAAAAAACAAGCAUAUACAAUAGAAUCAAAGAAAAAUAUCAUUUCACCUAUAAUAACAAUACAAAAACCUACACAAUAUAACAAAACAGCUGAUGAAAUUGAACAAGUUCUUUUGACAAAUACCAUAAAAGAAACAGAACAAUCUGAAGUAUUACUUGAAAAACAAGAACAAUCGGCUACUAUCAUUGAAAAAGAACAUGACACAUCAAUGAUAUCAAAUGGAGAAUGCCAAAUGUCUUCAAACAAAAAUAAUAAAUCAAGACGAUCUAAUGCUAAAAGAAGAAAAUCAAAAAAAUCAUCAGUUACAACUGAAAACUCACCACAACUUAUCACUAAUAAUGAUGAUGAUGAUGAAGAGGAAGAAAUCGAAAUAUCAUUAUCUUCUCAAAAUCUAACAAGUACUAUUCCAAAACAAGAAACAAGUAACAUUAAAUCAGAAAUUGAAAAUUCGUCAACAACACAUAAAAAAUCAUCUAAUGAUAAUACAUCCACAAAUCAUGAAACUUCACAAAAUUCAAGUGCCUUACGAUCUCGUAAACAUAAAAAGAAAACAACAACAACAACAACAGCAACAACAUUAAUCGAAAAAUCUUCAUCUACUAUUAUUCCAAAAACAACAAUGGAAAAUCGAAAUGUAUUUCUUAUUAUAAAAGAAUAUAUACUUACUCGAAAAAUUCUUGCAUUCCUAUGUGUUUUUAUUCUUAUGUUGAUUAAAGCCUUUUUAUUUAAUUAUUCAUUUCAACGUAUAACAAACUAUCGAUGGUUAUCAAAAACUCAUCAACCAUCACUUUUUGAACCCAAAUGGGCAUCAAUAUUUGCUCAAGCAACAACUAAUUCAUAUUUACCAUCAUCAACAGUCAAUAAUAAAAAACCAUUUGUUAUGCUUUUUCCACCACCAAAUGUAACUGGAACUGUUCAUUUGGGUCAUGCAUUAACUACAUCAGUUCAUGAUUGUCUUUUAAGAUGGCAUACAAUGCAACAAAAAUCAUAUGUUCGUUGUGUACCAGGUUAUGAUCAUGCUGGUAUUGCAACACAGGUUAUAGUUGAAAAACAUAUAGCACCUCAAACACGUGAACAAUUAGGUAGAGAAAAAUUUCUUGAAGAAUGUUAUCAAUGGUCUUCAACUUAUCGUCAAACAAUUGAAACACAAUUAAAACGUUUAUGUCCAUUAUUCGAUUGGUCAAAUGCUUAUUUUACUAUGGAUAAAAAUCUUGUUGAAUAUGUACGUGAUUCAUUUUUACGUUUAUAUAAUGAUGGUCUAAUUUAUCGUGAUCGACGUAUUGUUAAUUGGUGUUGUCAGCUUCAAUCAGUUGUUAGUGAUAUUGAAGUUGAUUCAAAAGAAAUAAAUGGACGAGAAAAUUUUUCAAUACCUGGAUAUUCAAAAGAUAUUGAAUUAGGUAUACUUUAUAAUAUUGCAUAUAAAAUUAUUGAUGAACAACAAGAUAAAGAAAUUAUUGUUAGUACAACACGACCAGAAACAAUUUUAGCUGAUACAGGUAUUGCUGUUCAUCCAAAUGAUCUUCGUUAUAUAUUAUUAAAAAAUAAAUUUGUUCAAAAUCCAUUUGAUCCUCAAGAUCGAUUACCAAUUAUAUUUGAUGAAAGUGUUGAUCAAAAUUUUGGUACUGGUGCAGUUAAAUUAACACCAGGUCAUGAUGCAUUUGAUUAUACAUUAGCUAUGAAAUAUAAACUUGAAAUUCGAACUAUGUUAAAUGAUCAAGGUCAUGUACAACUUGAUUUAAAUCAUCCAUAUUAUCGUGAAUUAAAUAAUUUACAUCGUUAUGAUGCACGUGAAAAAGUACUGCAAUUACUUGAAAAUAAAGGAUUAAGACGAGGAGAAAAACAACAAGAAAAAAUGAUUGUACCUCUAUGUAGUCGAACAGGCGAUAUUAUUGAACCAAUGGUUAAAGAACAAUGGUUUCUUAAUACAACUGAAAUGUGUCGUCAAGCUUCAGCCAUUGUUGAUAAUGACGCUCUAAAAUUAACACCAUCGUCGACUUGUAAAGUAUGGAAAUAUUGGCUUGAUAAUGCACGACCAUGGUGUUUAUCAAGACAACUUUGGUGGGGACAUUCAAUACCUAUGUAUCGAUGCUCAAUAAAUAAUAAAUCAUCUGAAUAUAAAUGGAUUGGUGCAAAAUCACUUGAAGAAGCAAAAAUAAAAGCUAGUGAAUUAUUUCCAGAUAUUCCAUCAAAUUCAAUUCAUAUUGAACAAGAUCAAGAUGUACUUGAUACAUGGUUUUCAUCAGGUUUAUUACCAAUAUCAAUAUUUAAUAAAAACAAUUCACAAGAAUUUCCAACAACAUUACUUGAAACUGGUUAUGAUAUAAUGUUCUUUUGGGUUGCUCGUAUGGUUAUGCUUAGUCUUAAACUAACAAAUCAAUUACCAUUUCAUGAAGUUCUAUUUCAUGGAUUAAUUUGUGAUCCAAAUGGGAAAAAAAUGUCAAAAUCAUUAGGUAAUAUAAUUGAUCCAAUGGAUGUUGUUAAUGGAAUAAGUCUUCAAUCAUUACAAAAACGUCUUGAACAAUCACACUUGUCACGUAAUGAAAUUGAACGAGCUAAACAUGCACAAGCAAUUCAAUAUCCGUCAGGUAUUGAACCAAUUGGAUCUGAUGGUCUUCGUCUUUGUCUUUUAUCUCAUGAUAUAUUUCAACAAUCAAUACGUUUUGAUCCAACACAAUUCGAUUAUGUUGCACGUUAUUGUAAUAAAUUUUGGAAUGCUUAUAAAUAUGUAAAAGAAUUUGCCUUAGCUGAUAUGAAUCUUCAUCAUGAUAAUAUAUCAAAUAUAAAUUAUGAACAAAUAGAAAAAUUAGUAGAAAAUCGUCUUGUUGAUCGUUGGAUAUUAAAUGAAUUAAAUAAAACAAUAGGAAAAGUAAAUGAAUGUUUACAUAAUUAUACAUUUCAUUUAGCUGUUGUUCGUUUACGUGAUUCAUUUAUAAAAGAUUUUUGUGAUUUUUAUAUUGAAUUUAGUAAAAUUCCUAUAAAACAACAAUCAAACGAUGAUAAUAGAAAAUCAAAUAUUCAGAUAUUACUUUAUUAUUUACUUAAGCAAUAUCUUAUUCUUUAUCAUCCAUUUUUACCAGCUAUGACAGAAGAAUUAUGGCAAGAUUUAACAAACGGAAAACAAGGUUAUCUUAUUCAUCAAUUAUAUCCAAUCAUGAAAAAAAUUGAAAAUAUUAAUCCAAUUGACUCUCAAGUAAUACAAAUUAUUCGUUUAAUAUUAAAAAAUGCUACAUAUUUCAAACAAAUGCUUCGUUUAUUACGUGAUUCUGAUAUUAUCAUUCAUUUUUCUAAUCAAGAUCAAGAAGAUUUAUCCACACAUAUAGAAACUUAUUUAACAGAAAUCCGUACAAUAACACGAUUAAAUAAUAUUCAUAUUUGUCGCUCUUCAUCAUCAUUGAAUAAUUCUUUUAAAUUAUCAAAAUUUUCAUUUCGUGAUUAUAUAACUGAUAAUAUAGACCUUAUAUUUAAUUUAAAUGAUAAUAAACAAUCAAGAGAACUUGUUCAAAAACAUGAAGAACGAUUAAGUAAACAAGUUGAUAAAUUACAUGAUGAUAUAGGUGUUAAUGAGUUAGCUACGAAAUUUUAUCAAGAUAAUAAUGAUUUUGAAAAUAUUGAACGUGAACAACGUCGACGUGAAACUUUAAUUGAAGAUCUUAAACUAACUCAACGAAGACAUGAAAGAUUUGUUGAAUUAGCUCAAAAACGAACUAUUAUUGAAAAAAAGAAUAAAAAUGAAAAAAAAUCAUAG